GCUCUAACGGGGAAAGUGAGCGGGACGUGUGGAGCGUUCCUGGGGACCUGGAGAGAAACUUGCUGCCCAGAAGGACAUUUUGGAGGUCCUGUUGCCUGGAAAAGGUGGCUCUGGGAUCCCACUCCUAGAUCUCUAUUGAAGAUUGGAAACGAAUUAAAUUAGGGCCAUGGGGACAUAUAAGGUCACGGCGCCUCUGAUCUUUGCCAUCUCCAUUGCUACAAUAGGCUCUUUCCAGUUUGGCUACAACACUGGAGUCAUCAAUGCUCCGGAAAUGAUCAUAAAGGACUUUCUCAAUUACACUUUGGAAGAGAAGUUGAACAAGCACCAUGAUGAGGUGUUACUCACGUCCCUUUGGUCUUUGGCUGUGGCCAUCUUCUCCAUCGGUGGUAUGAUCGGCUCCUUCUCCGUUGGACUCUUUGUCAACCGCUUUGGCAGGCGCAAUUCAAUGCUGAUUGUCAACCUGUUGGCGGUGGCAGGUGGCUGCCUUAUGGGGUUCUGCAAAAUAGCAAAGUCGGUUGAAAUGCUGAUCCUGGGCCGAUUGAUUAUUGGCCUAUUCUGCGGCCUCUGCACAGGUUUUGUGCCCAUCUACAUUGGCGAGGUCUCACCUACUGCCCUGCGGGGGGCCUUUGGCACUCUCAAUCAGCUGGGCAUCGUCAUCGGGAUCCUGGUGGCUCAGAUCUUUGGCCUGAAAGCCAUCAUGGGAACAGAAGAGUUGUGGCCCCUGCUUUUGGGCUUCACCAUCAUCCCAGCUGUCCUACAAAGCGCCGCCCUUCCUUUUUGCCCAGAGAGUCCUAGAUUCUUGCUCAUUAACAGAAAAGAAGAGGAGCGUGCUAAGGAGAUCCUCCAACGACUGUGGGGCACCCCGGAUGUGACUCAGGACAUCCAGGAGAUGAAAGAUGAGAGUGUCAGGAUGGCACAGGAAAAGCAACCGACGGUGCUGGAGCUCUUCAGAUCGCCCAGCUACCGGCAGCCCAUUAUCAUCUCCAUCAUGCUCCAGCUCUCCCAGCAGCUCUCUGGAAUCAACGCGGUGUUCUAUUACUCAACAGGAAUCUUCAAAGAUGCCGGUGUCCCGGAGCCAAUCUAUGCCACCAUUGGGGCGGGUGUGGUUAACACCAUCUUCACCGUCGUUUCUGUGUUUCUGGUGGAAAGGGCAGGGAGAAGGACUCUACAUAUGAUUGGCCUCGGAGGGAUGGCUGUCUGUUCCAUCCUCAUGACCAUCUCCUUGUUACUAAAGGAUGACUAUAAUUGGAUGAGUUUUGUCUGUAUCGCUGCUAUCUUGGUCUUUGUGGCCUUCUUUGAAAUUGGCCCAGGCCCCAUUCCCUGGUUUAUUGUGGCUGAACUCUUCAGCCAGGGACCUCGCCCAGUUGCCAUGGCGGUGGCUGGUUGUUCGAACUGGACCUCCAACUUCCUGGUUGGGCUGCUCUUCCCUUCAGCUGCAUUCUAUUUAGGAGCCUACGUUUUUAUCAUCUUUACCAGCUUCCUUGUUAUCUUCUUGGUCUUCACCUUCUUCAAAGUCCCUGAGACCCGCGGCAGAACUUUUGAGGAGAUCACACGAGUCUUUGAAGGGCAGGCCGCCAGAGGCGAGAAAGGCCCCAUUGCGGAGGCAAAUCCCAUCCAGCCCCCAAUGGAGACCGCCACCGAUGUCUAAGCCGCGCCUCCUCCCCGCCUCCCUCCCAACAUGGAAAAGCAACCUCUCCCCAGAGAAGGGAGAGACCUCAUCAGGUUGUUACCCAGGACUGUAUCUGAAUGCUGCUACUUGAGUUCUUUCUCUUCCCACACACUCCAUGAGCACUCAGAGGAGCCUGAUGCUGGACUUAGUUGUAUCUUCAAUGGCUUGUGAAACCUUUCAGUUCUUGGACAUGUCUCUUCUGUGGAGAAGAGACCAAGUGAACCUACCUUCACCUCAGGAGGAACUAGCCACGUGGCUUAUGACAGCGUUGCCAGCUCUUCCCCCCUCGGGUUCUACUCCGGCCUCACAAGGGCCUACGGGUGAGGAAGAGUGAGGUGCAGUUUCCCUGACUCCACACUUCCCAGGAAGCAGAUGUACAGGAGUGUGGAAGGCAGAGAAGGAUUCAAUUAGACCACCUUCCUCGCUUCCAUACAGCUCUGCAGAGCAAAUUAACUUGAGUUUUAUUUAUUUUCUCUUCUGGUUUUAUUGCAUAAAUAUUUAUUUUUAUAAGUGUAAAGUACUUUUACCAAAUAAUGAAAAUGCAAAGAUUGAGGUUAGAGGGAGGCGCUUAAGGAGAGGUUCAUAGGGUAGAAGAUUGGCUAUUGGGGAGGUCAAGGUGCAACGCAGAAGAUUCAGGGGAGAAAUGGAAUGUACUGUUGGAUGCUACGUGAUGGGGUGCCUGAAGGGUGCACGCUGCCUCUCAACGAUUUCUGUCCUUCAGGUGGAAAGUUUCAAGUUUGAUUUCUCAGAAAAGUCAUGUGCCUGUAUUAAGAAGCUACUGGUUACCUUUGGAACUGUUUUCUUUGGUUAAGAUGAUAUGUAGUGUUACUUGAAAUCUAGGGUUAUUACUAAGAUGGGCAUUGUAGUUAAUGGUGGUUAAUGGGUUCUAAUUUUGGUUGGAGUCCAGAGAAGGGAAGGCAGUUUCUGGAAAUCCUUUCUCCCUUCACUGGACCAAACAACUUCCUCCCUUUGUGGUGGAUUCACUUUUUUUUUUUUUUUUGUAUUUUGUUUUUUUAAUUAGCUCACUCCUAUCACCUGCCUGGUGGAAGAGCCUUCCAAAUGAGCCACCUGAAAUAUUGGUUGUUGGUAGAAGUUCAGUAUUCCUCCAUUUUAUUCUUUAGGAGAUUUUUGUUGUUAAUUUUUAUUUUGUUUUAAGCCAUAGCUUUAAAAGAAUUCAGGGGAGAAUGUUGGUAGCUAACUUGGAAUUUGUAACCUCAGCUCUGGGGGUGGGUUUUUUCCUGAACGAUUUUUAUCCAAUUGAAGCAUGUUGUUGCUUUAAAGUCAUCGCUUGCGUGUUCAUCUGUUGCCAUAUUUCCAUAGUGUUACAUCCAGGGCCCUUUGGGAGCCUGUACAUUUGAGACAGUCUGAGUAAAUGUGCAGUGUGGCCCACACUUGAGAGAGUAUGAAUGUAUGUGCACUGUCACUUUGCUCUGGGUAAAGGUAGUUUAUUGGUAAGUUGUUUCCUCCAUUUUCUACAGCCCCCUUUCAAAAAGAAUGUGUUAAAACUCAUCUCUGUAUAUAUAUAAAGAACACUGCCUUUGUUGGGUGGAAUUUGUAUCUAUGGUUUUCUUCCAAACUUUAGGGUUCAGUCUCAUCUGCCUACUUUUCCGUUUUGGAGAGUUCUGGGAGAAUUCCUUAAGGAGAUUGCUGGUGCAAGUGGGACUCAGACAGUGGGAGUAGGAAAGAAAUGUUAGAUCACGACAUGUGGCCUCUGGAGGUCGCUGGAAGGGAGUCAUGGGGGAGCGGGUGGCCUCUCUCUUUAAGGGGAUAAAGAAACAAACUGAAGACUUCUAACUCUGGAGCGUUUCCGAGAGAGUUGGAUGAGAUGGAGGAGUUUCUGCUUGCCCCGGGUCACGGACAUCUCCACAAAUCAUCUACUUUCCCAGUAUUUGAAUAAAUGGAGAUUGGACCCCAUGACAUUUACUCUGUCUUCCCUCUUUCAUAUGUUGCUUGAUCACCCUUUUCUCUCCUUGGUGCUUAUACAGUUCAGGCCCUUUAGCCAAACCUUUGCCUAUGACAGUAUUUUACUUCCCAGUUCUUACUGUCCCUCCG
Suricata suricatta (meerkat) is the source of this 3721-nucleotide messenger RNA. It is a transcript of the gene SLC2A3, whose product is annotated as solute carrier family 2 member 3. Gene Ontology annotation, cellular component: membrane. NCBI's taxonomy places the organism in Eukaryota, Metazoa, Chordata, Mammalia, Carnivora, Herpestidae. The record is from RefSeq and is a predicted model, not a curated record. The transcript has 10 exons. Gene Ontology annotation, biological process: D-glucose transmembrane transport. The coding region runs from base 167 to 1648 and encodes 493 amino acids.